Molecule: messenger RNA, 2730 nt
Organism: Styela clava
Lineage: Eukaryota; Metazoa; Chordata; Ascidiacea; Stolidobranchia; Styelidae
Source: RefSeq, a predicted model, not a curated record
AUGACGCAUUUGUUGAAGUCAAAUACUAAAGAAUCUGAAGCAGCAGUGGCUUCAUCGUCGACAUUUACGGAAGAAGGCGACUCUGCAGCUGACGAAACGUUUGAGGGCUUGCCAUCCUUAACCACGCUUAGACAAAAGCGUAUCAACACAGAGACUGAGUUUGAAUUAUUGUUGACCAAAAGUCGAAAUUUGAUAAACGAGAAGGUUCGAAGAUCGCAGCUGGCAUGCCUAAAAACAGAGUUACAUUUUAAACUGGCCGCCUAUAAUCAAAUUAUAUCGAACACAUUACCUCAAAUUCGCAACGCAGAGUCGAAAGCUGCUUUCGAAGAAUGCGUUCAGAAAGUUAUAUCUGAAGUUGAAGGUAUGAACGAUGUAAUUGAUAGUUACAUCGACCGUGAACCUGAAAUAUCGUGCGUGGCUCCUGACGAAGGGAACUCUCAGAUUUCAAGUGAAAGAAUGGAAGAGGACAGCGAUAAUACAAUAAAUCUCCAGCCAGCGUGCGCCAAGCAGUCCGGUGGUGAAAUGGGGGCGGCGACUGACCAACUUCGAGAAUCUAGAGCACGAGAACACGACGAUUGCCGGGAGACACCAACUCUUUUAAAGAUUCCCUUUAUGAGCCACAGGUUCAAUAACUUUGACGAACACGACGUGUUACAAUCAACUCAAAGAAAAAGUGCCCGCUUCGAACCAGAGACUUUUACCGCGUCAGAUAAACGUCGUGAAUAUACGAUUUCUUACACUCCAAGACAUUACCAAAAUCCUUCACCAGCAAACCAAAUGCCGUUGCCAGACCAAUCGGUAGACUUCUGGAUCGAUAAUCUCCAACCAAAUCAAGCAGGAUCCAGAACGGUAAAUGAUAACAUUUCUCUAGCUGAGCAAACGUGUUUAUCUUUGAGUUUAAAUUCUAAAAUGUGGGCUGAGCAUCAUUUGCCGCCGGUACAAAUAAGUCCGUUUGAUGGGAGUGCUAUAAACUGGCCUAAUUUCAUUGAAUUGUUUUAUGAAAAUGUUCAUUCACGGUUAGACGAUGAUGGUCAACGCAUGGUGAGAUUGUCCGCGUAUUUGUCGGGUUCGGCGAAGCGUCGUGUUGAGGGAUUAGGUACCGCCGGUAGUCAUUACAUACUGGUUUUAAAGGAAUUAAAACGCCGCUACGGACAGCCGGUACUGAUCGCACGGGCGGUGCUUGACCGAGUUGUAAAUAGAAAACGUAUGUCGCCUCUUUCGGCCGAUAGAUUGCUAAAUUUUCACCCAGACGUGCGUGACUGCGUGGUGAAUCUCAAAAAGAUGUGUUAUUUGGCUGACAUCAGUAGCGUCGAGAAUGUAAGGAGGGUUUCAAGCAGGAUUCCUCAAGAACUGAACUCGAGUUGGAAUAAAUUUGUUGUAGGUUUUAUUCACAAAAACUCUAAUCCGACAUUAAUUGACUUUGAGCAAUGGUUGUGGGAAAGAACUGAAGAAAUCGCCAAUCCUUUUUCUCCAGAUGUUUCUUGCAAUGUGAUCAAUAGAACUGAUUUAACUGACCACGAGAUGCCCAGAAGCGCUCGUCCGACUCCAUUUUCAACGUUAUCAAACUUGGAAUCCGAUAAUACGUCAUAUAGUGACGCAUCACGUUGUCAAUUCUGCAAUGCUCGCCAUUCUUUGAGAAGUUGUGAGACGUUUUUCGGUGCGACCGAUUAUGUAAAACGUAACUUUGUUGUAGAUUACAGACUUUGCUUUAAAUGUCUUGAACCGGGCCAUCGUGCAUUUAUGUGUAGAUGUGAUGUCGAGUGUAGUAUAUGCAAUGGGAAACAUCACAAAUGUAUUCAUGGAAUUUGCAUGUUUAAAAGCGUCCCAAGACCAAUAAACCGACAGGGUAUAAACAAUGCGGUGUCGGUAACAACUAGAGUUCAAUUUCAGUUGCUGCCUGUUCUGGUUAGAGGAGCUAAUGGACGCUCCGAAUAUACAGUUGCUUUGCUUGAUUCGGCAAGUCAGGUCUCUCUCAUCCAUCCCAAACUUAAAACUAACUUGGAUUUGCGUGGACGUCGUAAAAGGCUCAUGUUAACCACCCUCGGAGGAACUGGGGCCUUGCAUGACUCGGAAGCGGUCGAACUUUUUGUGCGUGACAAAUUAAAUCCCGACGGCAAAGAACUACAUCUAAAGUCAGUUUUAGUAUGUGGCACCAGAAUUCCCCACCCUGAAAGAAGUCAUAAAGAUUUUGAAUCCUUCCAGCAUUCACGUGGAUUAUCACUUCCUGACAUUAGAGAAAACGAAGUUAUGUUGCUCAUAGGUGCGGACCAUCCAUUUGCCCACUUUCAACUUGAAAGACGUGUAGGGGGAGACAAUGAACCGAUUGCAAUAAGAACACCACUCGGAUGGACUUUGCUAGGCGCAAACAAACGCGAUUGUGAGGACGAUUUAAUUCAUGCUAAUUGUCAUUUAUUACACGAUGAUUACAAUAUCUUGCAAGACCAAGUUAAGCAAUUUUCGAGUACGGAAGCGAUGGUAUUGAGCUACAACACGAAGCGCGCCGAAUCUGUGGAAGAUCGCGUGGCUGCGAAUGUGAAUAGAGCUAAAACGUCUAUUGUUGAUGGGCAUUAUAAAGUCGGCUUUCUGUGGCGUCGCGAUACUUCCAUUAUGUCGGAGAACAGUCUUAUUGCCCGUACGAGAUGUAGGAAUCCGAAAAAACGACUGUUAGAAAAUGACGGUCUGAGAGACAUGUACGGCAAAACAUCAAACGUGAUUGGGUGCGAAAGCUGA